Molecule: messenger RNA, 1955 nt
Organism: Impatiens glandulifera
Lineage: Eukaryota; Viridiplantae; Streptophyta; Magnoliopsida; Ericales; Balsaminaceae
Product: regulation of nuclear pre-mRNA domain-containing protein 1B-like
Exons: 8
Coding region: 276-1679 (467 amino acids)
Biological process (GO): mRNA 3'-end processing
Cellular component (GO): RNA polymerase II, holoenzyme
Molecular function (GO): RNA polymerase II complex binding
Source: RefSeq, a predicted model, not a curated record
UCUUCUCCCUUUCCGUCUCUCUCAUUCGUGGUCUGCCUUCACAUCAAUACCAGCUGCUGAUACAUAAUCGGCAACCCGCCGCCGAAGAUACCGGCGACUCCACGGCCACUGCCUUAGUCGUCAACGGACUUCACGCUUCUAUCCUCCGAUCAGUUACUGCGUUUAUCCAUUCGGUAAAGGAAGAUUCCAAAGCGCUAGAACAGUUCAGUUUGAAGCAAAUUGAUUUUAAAGACCUAAACAUUCAGGAACUGGUGCAAUAUUGUUUACAAAGCAACAUGAGUGACGGUAUUUUUGAUGCCCAGAUUUUGUCAGAGAAGCUAUCUAAACUUAACAGUUCACAGCAAAGUAUAGAAUCGGUAUCGAGUUGGUGCAUCACUUACCGAAAGAAGGCUAAAGAGAUAGUUGAAAUAUGGGACUCAUCAUUUAACUCUGCUAAAAAAGAACGUGUAGCUUUUCUUUACUUGGCAAAUGAUAUAUUGCAAAAUAGUAGGCGGAAGGGCAGUGAGUAUGUGAAUGAAUUCUGGAAGGUGCUUCCUGGAGCCCUCAAUAACGUUUUUCAGAGCGCUGAUGAUCAUGGAAAGAAAGCAGCUACAAGAUUGAUGGACAUAUGGGAAGAUAGGAAAGUAUUUGGAUCUCGAGCUCAAAAUCUUAAAGAUGAAUUACUCGAUAAGGAUCCUCUAGCAAAAAUAAACAACGGGAAGAGCUCGAAUCCCAUCAAAACAGUUAAAAGGGAGGGACACUCUCUAAGAUUUAAAUUACCUGUUGGAGGUACACCCGAAAAAAUAGUAACUGCAUUUCAAUCCAUACAUGAUGAUGCUGAAGAAGAUGCUCUAGAGAACUGCAAAGCUGCUGUUAGUUGUUUGGAAAAGAUUGAGAUACUUGAGGGUUUUGCUUCUGCCGAAGAUCAGAUGUAUGCACAAGAAAAUAUCCUUCAAGAAUGCAUGAAGCAACUUCAUAGUGCUGAAGCAAAUAGGUCUUCCUUGGUUUCCAUUCUUAAAGCUGUUCUCACGGAGCAGGAAUCAAAGGUAGAAACUAUUCAAUCACAUUUGCAAGUUGCCCAAGGUCUAAUCGAGCAAAUGAACCAUACAAGGAAAAGGCAUUCGAGCUUGACUACUACUACUACUACCCCACUCUCCACAGUGCUCGAAACCGCCACAUCAUCAAUAAUAGAAUCCAAAAUCCCGUCUCUAAAAACAACAAACAGUUCGCCUUCCUUGGAACAAAAAACAAGCGAAGAUGAAAACAAUAAUAAAUCUGCAGCAGCCAUGCUUGCUGCCAAACUAACCGCCUCCACAUCCUCCAUGCAGAUGCUUUCAUCUGUUCUCUCUUCCCUUGCAGCCGAUGGCGCUUCAAUGACCCGUCUUAUGACAUCAUCAUCGUCAUCAUCUCCACCGUUCAUUUCUCCUCCCCCAGAAAAACGGUCUAAGCUCGAAACAACAACUACAUUUGUUCCUCCAAUGAUGCCUUAUCAGUUCAAUAACGGACUUCCACCACCGCCACAUCACCUUCCGCCACAUAUUCCGAUGGGGAUGGCCAGGCCAGGUCCGCCAGCUCAGCCGGCUACUAAUAAUACUGGAGGAGGGUAUUAUCAUCAUCAUCAUCAGGCGGGGGUAGGAAUGUAUGGGCAGAGUCAUCAACCGCCAUCAUCAUCAUCAACUCCGCAAGUGAAUAGACAGUGAUGACUCUCGAGAACUUUGCGCCUGGACAUGUAAAUUAAUUAGGGCGAAAACGGUUUAUCGGUCUCUGUUUGUUGUUUUUUUUAGCAGUUUGAAUUGAAUUGAAAACAUGAAAACUUAAUAUGCAACCUACCUUACCUUUGAUAAGAUUUAGUUAGGCUAUUUUACUGUAUAAUGAUCAGUAGCUAUAGCUUAACUUAGGAGAGUACAAAUUGGAAUGUAACAUUAGAAUUGUAUUUUUCUUUUUCUUUUUUUGGCAUUUAUGCAGGAAUUGCUUUU